This is a messenger RNA of Salvelinus fontinalis (brook trout), 1227 nucleotides long. It is a transcript of the gene syt15, whose product is annotated as synaptotagmin XV. Lineage: Eukaryota; Metazoa; Chordata; Actinopteri; Salmoniformes; Salmonidae. Gene Ontology annotation, biological process: regulation of calcium ion-dependent exocytosis; calcium-ion regulated exocytosis; regulation of dopamine secretion. The transcript has 7 exons. Gene Ontology annotation, molecular function: phosphatidylserine binding; syntaxin binding; calcium-dependent phospholipid binding. The coding region runs from base 1 to 1224 and encodes 407 amino acids. The record is from RefSeq and is a predicted model, not a curated record.
AUGCAUAUGAAAGACUAUGUGAGCAUAUGGCACUGUAUUUCAGAUCCGACAAUGUUAUUGGCUGUUGGUCUGUCUUUGGGACUCUUCCUCUUGCUUCUGAUUGGUGUAUCUGUCUACUUCCUGUGGAGGAGGUGCGGCCAAAGACGAUACCAGGAAAUGGUCACCAUGAUAGCCCCCUUCCCAGCGUGCACCACUCCAAUUCUCCUGACCAAUCAGAGACCCAGGUACAGGCCAGAUGAGAUCCCAUUCUUCCUGCCGCCCCGAUUUAAACCAAAUCUCAGGAGCGAGGAGGGGGAGAAAGAGGGACGGAAGGACCUCAGCAGCACCCAUCGUGGAUCUCUCACAGUAGGGAGCUGGUAUCCAGUAGGUAGUGUAAGGGCAAGUCUGUACUGGAUCCCUGAUGUCAGUGAGAUGUCACCCCCCCCUGGUCGCGCCGUGCGACUGUGCUUCUCAGUGACCUAUCGCCAUGACAACGAACAGCUUUAUGUCUCGCUGCUCCGCCUGAGCAACUUGCCAACAUGUUUCUAUAGUAACGACACACUGGCAGAUCUGCGACUUCUCCCUGACGACCGUCGCCGACACAAGGCCAGGGCCCGAUGCAGGGGGCGCGACCCCGAGUUCAACGACAGCUUUGUGUUCCAGGUAUCGGGUGUGUGUGUAUCUGAGAGUGUGCUCAGUGUGUACGUGUUGAGUGUGGAUCGGGGGGGCAGACACCAUGCGGUGGGCAGGGUUCUGUUCCCUAUUGAAGGGGAGCUGGGGGAGGGGGGCAGGCUGCUCUGGAGAGACCUAGAGACUAAGGACGAAAUGCAGUGUUCAGGUCUUGGUGAUAUUCAGGUGUCUCUGAACUACAGUCCGUCUCUACAACGCCUCACUGUGGUCAUACUGAGAGCACGCAGCCUGCAGAUACACACUGACACAGGCGUGUGUUUCCAGGUGAGCCUAAAGAUCCACACUCGGGUAGUGAAAUCCAGACGGACACCAGUGGUUAGUAGUGGAGCUGAACAUGGCUUCAACCACAAGAUGACCUUUAAGCUCCGCCCCGCUCAGCUCGACCAGACCUGUCUGAUCUUGGAGCUGAUUGUAUCAGGCCUUACCCCAGUAGGUGUGGUGGUGCUGGGGCCAUUCAUGUAUGCCAGGGGGCCUCAGCUUCAGCACUGGACUGACAUGGUCAAUACACCCAACGAACUGGUCAAACAGUGGCAUGGACUAGGCAAGCCCACAUAACAC